Episyrphus balteatus (marmalade hoverfly) is the source of this 800-nucleotide messenger RNA. It is a transcript of the gene COX4, whose product is annotated as cytochrome c oxidase subunit 4 isoform 1, mitochondrial. Gene Ontology annotation, biological process: mitochondrial electron transport, cytochrome c to oxygen. Bases 163 to 708 code for a protein of 181 amino acids. The record is from RefSeq and is a predicted model, not a curated record. Lineage: Eukaryota; Metazoa; Arthropoda; Insecta; Diptera; Syrphidae. The transcript has 3 exons.
CUAGCACUUAAACGUCAUUUUUCUCCUCAUCUGUCAUCCAUUAAAAAUUAUUGCACUUCUAGCAAAAUCUCAAGUACCACUUUUUUUCAUCGUUCGUUUUCGUUUCACAGCUGCAAAAGCGACGAAGCUUUUAACCAAAUUCUAAAAAAAAGUAGAACAAACAUGUCACUGCGAUUGAUUACUCUCGCUGCCAUGCGACAGGCAGCUGCUGCCGUCCCAAAGAACGCUCAAGUCGGCAGCGUUGCCUCCAUUCACACAAUGGACAAAAUUGGCAAACGUGAAAUCGUCGGCUACGGCUGGAACGGUUCUGCCAACUACCGUGACCGUGUCGACUAUCCAAUGCCCGCUAUCCGCUUCAGGGAGCCAAACAAUGAGAUCUUGGCUCUGCGCAAGAAGGAACUGGGUGACUGGAAGAAGUUGUCGAUUGAGGAGAAGCGUGCUUUGUAUCGUGCUUCCUUCUGUCAGACUUUCGCUGAAUUGAAAGCCGGCACUGGCGAGUGGAAGAUGCACAUUGGCUUUGCCUUGAUGGCUGCCUCCGUUGGUAUUUGGGUGUGCAUCUUGAUGAAUUUGUUUGUCUAUGAUGAACUACCAAUUACAUUCGAUGAGGAACAUCAAAAGGCCCAAUUGAAGCGUAUGCUCGAUUUGGAAAUGAAUCCCGUUUUGGGUGUUUCAUCCAAAUGGGACUACGAGAAGAAGCAAUGGAAGUAAAUUUUGCAGUUGCAAUUGGUGUAUUUCUGUGUAAAGUUAAUUUAGAUUUUAGGAUUAAAGAAAAAUAAACCUAAAACCAACCACAUCCGAAA